Molecule: messenger RNA, 4479 nt
Organism: Cynocephalus volans (Philippine flying lemur)
Lineage: Eukaryota; Metazoa; Chordata; Mammalia; Dermoptera; Cynocephalidae
Gene: C9H4orf50
Product: chromosome 9 C4orf50 homolog
Exons: 13
Source: RefSeq, a predicted model, not a curated record
AUGGAGCCAACAGCUAAAGGAAGGACUGAAAAAAGUUUCAGCUAUGUCGUCAGGGUCCCCAGCAGCGAUGGGUUUGAUCUAAUGAACGUUGAUGUGAAGAUUGACACGUCCUGGGUAUUCCAGGACAUAGAAGACAGUGGUGAGGAGCAGGGGUGUCUUCUGGAAGGAGCAGCUGGUAGCCCAGACAAGGACAUGGGGACACUCAGGAGGCAGCCGGAAUCAUCAGAGCAGAAGCUGUUAGCAGCUGUGGACAAGGACGUGAUGUCGGAGUCUGGGCUGAGAAGCAGAGUUCAGGAGCUGGAGCUGUCAGAGAAGAAACUCCUCCGGAAGGUAGACCAGCUGAGUGCCUGUGUGGUCCAGGAAAGAAGCGCCUUGCUCCAGGCCCAGGAGAAGCUGGAGGUGCUGCAGGGGGAGCUGGCCAGCCAGGUCCGGGAGAAGGAACGCGUGGCCAGGCGGCAGCGGCGGCUGCGGGAGCGGCUGCGGCGCAAGGACGAGGCUCUGGGGCUGCAGGCGGCGGCCCUGGAGCGCUGCCGGCGGACCCAGCGGCGCCAGCUGGGCCUGGUGCGCGAGCAGGAGCGCGUCCUGCAGGCGCAGGUGCAGCGGCUGGAGAGGGACGUGCGGCGCCUCUGUCGCGCCGCGAGCCUCCUGCUGGCCCAGCUGGACGCCGGGGCCCCGGCUGGUCCCCGGGGCGCCCCCGAGGCGGCGGCGGAGCUGCGCGCCCUGCAGGCGAGGGCCGAGCGCAGCGGGCGCGAGCGGGAGGCGGCGGCGCGCCGGCUGCAGGAGCAGCGCACCACCGAGCGGAGGCUCCGCGCGCAGCUGGACGAGCUGCGCUGCGGCAUCUACGAGCUGAAGCUGGCCGAGAUCGGCCUGCAGGGCCAGGUGGACGACCUCACCGAGCAAAACCGGAGCCUGCGAGAGGAGCUGGGAGCCCAGGCGCCCCCUGCUGGGCACUGUAGCCUGGACACCCUGGGCUGUGUUCAGGUUGACUCACUGCCCCUGCCCGGAGAGGAGGUGCUGGAUCCCUGCAGGAGCCAAGGCCGGCAGGACAAUGUCCCUGGACCAAGGGCCUCAGCAGGUCCCUCAGAGGGGCCCUGCAUCUGGGGCUGCGUCGGGGCUGGACGAGGCCCCUCUGUUUUGGUGCCGGGCCUGGAAACCACAGGCGAGCUGCUGGAAGACCUUGCGGCAUCUGACCAUGAACAGCUCACCAGCUUGGAUGAACACAUGCUUCUCCUCGUCUGUGGCUGCCCUCCAGGGCAGUACACGGACAGGUCACUCCUCCCUGUGGACCUGGCCCAGAUUUCAGAGAGUCUAGCAGCCGCCCCAGCCCUGGAGUCCCUUCUCCUGGUGCAGAAGUCCUCAUUCCCUCUCUGGGGGCCAGCCGGGGACCCCACUCCCCUGCCACCACUGCUGCUCCUGGAGGGUUCCUCACAAGAACCUCAAACCCAAGAGGUGCUGGACCCCAGGCCUCCACCUGCUCCCAAAGCCGCAGGACAACCUGGCUGGGAUUGUUAUGAUGCCUCCCUCUGUCAGGAGGCCCCGAACAUUUCAAAUGACCGAUCUCCCAAGAAAGGGCUCAAAGACCUAAAAGACAUUUGGAAUGAGGGGGGAGGGGCCCCAGGGGAGAGAACUGAGAAAGGGGAGGCGAGGAGGACUUUGGGCAGGAAGGAAGAAGGCCUCAGUGACAAGUGUCAGCCAAGUCAGGAAGGCCGUGAGACCUCGAGCUCGGAGACUGGGAUUCGAGCCCCAGAGGGCGCGCAGGGCGACAGGAGGGCUGCAGAGAUCCCUGCUGCUGCCUGCUGCCCAUGGUCCAGGCAGGGGUUUCUGAUGCCUCUUCUGCAUGGGGAGGCCUCUGUGUCAAAGGAGGGUCCCGGAUCCCUGAGCAGGAGCAGACAGAGUGGAAGAGAUGGCUGGGGCUUCCUAGGAGGGCUGUUGUCAGAGAAAGAGGAGGCAGUGCCCCCAGCCACCUUCUCCAGGGCUCAGAGGACUGAACAGCCACUGCCAGCAGGCGGUCAGCUCCUGGCUGGGGAAGGCAGAGCCAGCAGGAGGGUUCAGGGUGAGGAGGGAAACCAGCCGUGGUGUGGAAAUGCUCUGCUUCAAGAAGAAAGCCCUGGGGACAGGGGGCUUGAACAGGAGGAGACGCCACUGUAUCAAGAUGCAUCCAGCCACGGUUCCAGGGGUGUCCCCGAGGAGCCUGACUCCGAGGACCGUGAACACAGGGAAAUGCUAUCCCUGGAGGGGGGCAGAGCUUUGCCGCUGUUUCCCAGGUUGGACUUAUUAGCCGAUGGAGGUGAGCCCAGCAGUAAUCCACGGGCUCCAAGCAGAGGGCACGACAGAUAUAUUCUCACACUAGAUGAAUUUGAAAAGGAGAUGGAGGCUUGUUUCCAGCAACUGUCCCUCCUCAAGCUCGGCAGCAGCGGUUCCGGACGAAAAGCCUCCAUGCCGGCUGGAGAGAACUGGAGGCUUGCUUGGCAGUGGCGCUGCUGCCAGGACAUCGCCGCCGCUUCUCAGCAGGUCUGGGGAAACCGGGGCUUGCAUCUUUGCUGUGCUGAGGAUGCAAAGCCCGCAGAGAGCAGUGGAGAUGUUAAACCGGGAAAGACCAAGGCCAUGGGGAUGCGCGAAGUUGUUCCAGGGGCCGUGCCCCCCGAGCUGGGUCAGUACUGGCUUUCCCAGCAGCCAGGAGCCCUCGAGCAAGUGAGGAGCAGGUUUCACCAGCUCAUCUCUGGAUUGAUGAAUGAGAGAAGUCAGAUUUUACAGGAGAACGCCAAACUUCAGGGAGACCAAAAGAGAUGCCAUGAAAAGCUGCGCACCCUUGAAAAAGAGAGAGCGAGCCAUGCGUCAGAAAUAGCCAGGCUUGAGCAGAACAGCGAUGUGCUGUUAGCAGAUGUCUCGCACUUGAAGAGGGACCUGGACCAAUAUUUGCACGUCAUUUCUGACCUUGAAGACUGCAAUGCAAAAAGUUACAGCAAAAUUUCAGAGCUCGAAGAGGAAAAUGAAAAACUGAAAAGGAGUCUGGGCCAACUCCAGAGAGCCAUGUCCGAGAACAUGAGGAAAUCCACAGGUGUGACGGAGCAUGUCACCCUGGAAAAUGGGGAGCUCAAGGCGCUGAUUUCAGAGCUUGGGGUCAGUUACAAAGAGCUGGUGAAGGAGAUAGUGUUGGGGAUGGAGGACAUGACCCGGGCCUUCAGGGGGCAGAACGAGCUCCUUCUAGGCAGGAUCCGUGUCCUGGAGGGGGAGGUCACCUUGAAGACGAGCCAGGAUGUGGGGCAUCUGGAGAGAGGAGGAGGGCACCUCCGGGAAAACCCCAAGAUGACGGCAGACAAGAUGCAUGCUGUUGACAGAGAGGUGCAGGUGACACAACUUUCAGGGCAACUGAUUCCAGGAGUCCAUGGGCCACCUUUGGAGGAGGAAAUGGGUCUGACUUCUGGGAAGAUGGGAUCUUCCUUAGGCAUGGAGAAUUCCAGAUUAGGUACUGAGGCUGCUACUCCAUCACUGGGCUGGAGAAAUGCUGAAGAAUCCAGUGCCCUGCAAGGAAACAUUGACGGAGCAGGAGUAAAAGAAGCACAUUUGGGAAAAAGACCCAAAAAAGAGAAAGGACCAUGGUGUUCUGCAGACCGAGGACAAGCUCUGGGGUCCCGGAGCAAUGGCCCCCAGGUAAGGGAGUCAGAGGCUGAGCCUUCUGAGGAGGACCCCGGGCUGCGUGUCCUGCGGCUCCAGCACCAGGUGCGGACCCUGCAGUGCCAGCUCAGGGACCAGGGGACCGCGCUCCGGCAGCUGCAGGCCUCUCGCGAGGAGGCCAUGUGCCUCCAGGAGGAGCUCGAGGGCAGGCUUGCAGAACUUCAGAAAAAGCUGCAUGAAGCAAAACUGGCUGUGGCUCCUCUGAAGGCCAAGCUGGCUUCCCUGGUCCAGAAGUGCCGGGAGAGGAACCGCCUAAUUGCUCACCUGCUGCAGGAGCUGCACAGACAUGGGUCGGUGAAUCUCCUGCUCUCUGAGCUGGCACGGAACAUGGUGAAUGACGUGGCACUGGCUGAGUACGCAGCCACCUUCCUGGCUCCGGGAGUCCCAGAGACAAGCCACCACUUGGAUGUCGAGUCUGAGAAGACAGCAGUUGUUAGAGCUCAGAAAUUCUUCUUGAACCCUGAAAUAGACAGUGUUCUCCAAAGCUCAUCGUGUUCGGAGCCUUGGUCUGUUCCCCAGGCUGAGUGGCUGAAAGAGACAGCUCGACUGGAUUCUCUGAAGCUUCCCCUGCCCUUGGGGCCCUCCCUUGAUUCUGGAAUGUGCCUGGCAGCGGUCACUGUGGAACCAGGACUCCCUGCAUGAUGUCUGCAAGAAGGUGGAGUACCCUGUCCUGCCUUCCAAGCUCAUGGCCUGCCAUCACCCUUGGAGCUCCAGAGCCCGGCGAGGAUCCUGGCUUUUCACCAAGAGCUUAGACAAAGCAUUUGCAGCAGUUCCCAGGUCAAUAAAUCACCACUGGAGUUAUAA